This is a messenger RNA of Herpailurus yagouaroundi (jaguarundi), 1924 nucleotides long. It is a transcript of the gene ALKBH3, whose product is annotated as alkB homolog 3, alpha-ketoglutarate dependent dioxygenase. Gene Ontology annotation, biological process: DNA alkylation repair. Gene Ontology annotation, cellular component: mitochondrion; nucleoplasm. The transcript is spliced from 10 exons. Gene Ontology annotation, molecular function: dioxygenase activity. Lineage: Eukaryota; Metazoa; Chordata; Mammalia; Carnivora; Felidae. The record is from RefSeq and is a predicted model, not a curated record. The coding region runs from base 176 to 1009 and encodes 277 amino acids.
CCCGUGGUUGCGAGCUGUUGGAGUCGGUGCUGCACCCUUAAGGUUCCCCAAGCGCAGGCGGCGGAGCGGCUCCGGGACGGCGGGGUUCGCCUCGGGACCGAGCAGAUGCCAUUGGGUGGUUUUAAUCAGGAAUGAAAUGUUCUGAAAGCUAAGAGCAGAAGCCUUUUUGGUCAACAUGGAAGACAAAAGACGGCGAGCCCGAGUGCAGGGAGCCUGGGCUGGCCCUGCUAAGAGCCAGGCCACUGCUCAGCCAGCUACCACUGCUAAGAGCCAUCUCCACCAGAGGCCUGGUCAGACCUGGACAAACAAGGAGCGUCAUCUUUUGGAUAGACAGUUUGUAUUCAGAGAACCCCAGGAGGUAGUACGCAGAGCCCCAGAGCCACGAGUGAUUGACAGAGAAGGUGUGUAUGAUAUCAGCGUGUCACCCACAGGCGUAUCUAGGGUGUGUUUGUAUCCUGGCUUUGUAGACCUGAAAGAAGCCGACUGGGUAUUGGAACAACUUUGUGAGGUUGUUCCCUGGAAACAGAGGACCGGCAUCAGAGAGGAUGUAACUUACAAGCAACCAAGACUUACAGCAUGGUAUGGAGAACUUCCUUACACUUAUUCAAGAAUCACUAUGGAACCAAAUGCUCACAAUCAUGCAAGAUUAAAAGACUCAUUCAAAGUGCAGUCUGGCCCAGUGGAUUUAAAUUGGCAUCCUGUGCUGCUCACACUGAAGGACCAGAUUGAAAAGAACACUGGCCACACCUUCAACUCCUUGCUCUGCAACCUUUACCGAAAUGAGAAAGACAGUGUCGACUGGCAUAGUGACGAUGAACCGUCGCUAGGGAGGUGUCCCAUCAUUGCUUCGCUGAGUUUUGGUGCCACACGCACUUUUGAGAUGAGAAGGAAGCCCCCACCAGGGGAGUACCACUUGAGAAGCAGACGACCCAACCUUUGCCAUACUCUCUUUGGAUAUGGUUAUGCUUUUAUAUGCGGCCUUCUACUCGGUGAAAACCCAGUCAGGUAAAUUACAUGAAUAAUUCAUCCUGCCCUUGGUAAGGCUCCUGUUAUGUGAAUAGCAGAGGAACAGCACAUGUUUCAUUUUUAAGUUCAGAUCCUCUUCUCAAGCCGGACAUAACCACACCAACUUUUUGUCAAGCCUGGUCCUGGGAUCUGGCUGUAGCAGUAAUUGAGUAAGAUGAAGUCGUCUUUUCCCUCCUGGUGCUGUGCCUUGCUAUGGAAGUCACCCUUCCAUCUCUCCGAGUGGCACGUCCGCUGGUAGAGCCAGCACGAUGUUUGGGAUAAUCCUCACUUGCAGCCUUACAGGUAUCUUCUUUGUUGCCAGGUAGUUACUUGUCCAAUCACUGUUUCUUUACACACAUGCAUUCACAUACACAUACACACCACCCCCUUCUUAAAAACACUUGUGGCCUAUUUACAGAUUUGAAGCUUAAGGAUUCCCAAAGCAUGCUUUCUGGAUAGUUUUACUGUAGAAGCAGUUUCCAGUCAUUAAGCAUUAGCAGUGUUCUUGUGCCCAGAAUAUUCCCAUUCCAUUUCCCCUCCAGGCAACUGAAGGUCUUCAUUUUCGCAUAUAAAAACAUUAUUCGUGGCCAUCAAGAGCUAUUUCUUGGUAAUAAACCUCACUUACGUUAUAGGUUAACGAGUAGAUGGGUAAUACAACUACCACACAGCCUUGUGUCCGAAAGCAACCAUUUGGAAUAAAGAUCUCUGAGGGAGAUGGCCCAUACUGAAGGUUUAUCUUCUGAAGUCUUACAGUUUAUUUUGAUGAGUGUAGUGAAAGCACAGGUCAUGAAAUACUAAAGAUGUGGUAAAGUCCCUGUAAUUGUCUGCUAGUAGCAAGGGAAUCUGCACUACACUCAUGAUGGCAGAUUUGACAAAAAUAUAGACCUAAUAAGUAAGAAAAUUCGUCUGAGAUCUUAAA